CUUAUUUGAUAAGCCAAACCGUCUCUCUCGGAUCUUCAGUUGAGCUGACUUGGGUCUCUGCUGCUUCUCACAUCUGCUUAGAGUUGGUUGGCUUGUUCGAAGAAAAUCGAUCAACUGCUUGGGAUCAUAUUCUUUUUAAGAGAAAGGUGAAUUCGAAGUUUCUGAAAAUGCCAAGGGAUAGAAGAGUCGAUCGUUUGUCUUCUGAUCGGUCUAGAUCGUCGCCUUACCCUAGGAGUUCAAAAAAUUCUGAGCAAUUCAAAACCCAAAGCUCAUUGGGGUUGGAUGAGAAUAUCCAAAAAUGGGGGAAUGUCAGGUGCCCCGUCUCUGUGGACCAUCCACGCGAUAAAGGUGACGAUCCCGAGAGGUCAUUGAGAUCGACCAAAGAUGUCAAAGAAUGGGAAGAAAUUAGGUGCCCCAUUUGCAUGGAACAUCCCCACAAUGCUGUUCUCUUACAAUGUUCUUCCUUUGGCAAAGGCUGCCGGCCUCACAUGUGCAAUACUAGCUAUCGCCACUCAAAUUGCCUUGACCAAUUCCGCAAGUCUAAUGUGUCAUCUCCAUCCGUGGAAAUUUUGCAUGAAAUUCCUUCUGUUUCCAUUAGAACAGGGGGAGAAUUGCAAAUGCUUGGACAAACUGGGCAUAAAGAGAGUGAGCCGCAGCCUAAGCUUUGGUGCCCUCUGUGUCGAGGACAAAUCUAUGGAUGGACUGUUGUAAAGCCUGCACGAGAAUUCAUGAAUUCCAAGGUACGGAGUUGUUCUCGGGAGACUUGUGAUUUUAGUGGGAGUUAUUCAGAACUUAGAAAGCACGCAAGGUCUGACCAUCCUUUCAUCCGCCCAUCAGAGGUGGACAUCCAACGACAACAUGACUGGGCCAACUUUGAGUAUGAAAGAGAUGUCGCGGACAUUGUUGCUACGCUCGGUUUAACAAGAGAGGAACAAGAGGAGCUUGGUAGAGAUUUUGACGACCUCCCUGCUAUGGUCAUCCCAAAUGAAGAAGAAGAUGAGGAGAAUGAAGACAGGAAUAGAGGAGGUUCUUAUUAUCAGGUUAGGAGAACUUCAAACCGAAAUGACCGUCCUGUUGUACUCCUCCGUUUUGAACUUGAGAUGUCGCCAGAAGACCAUGAUAUGGAGACUAGCCAUAACAGUAGGCAAACCAACAAUUUCAGAUGGAACAGAAACAUGUCACCAGCACGCUAUGAAAGGGGGGUUAGUUAUGCUAAUAGACGAACCAACAACAAUUUUAGACGGAACAACAGUUCUAGGAGUAAUAAUAUUCCAGAGAGGAUGCUGCAUGGUCUGAACAGCCAUAGUUAUUCCAACAGACGAACCAACAAUACUAGAUGGAACAACAGUUCUAGGAAUAACGAUCCAGAGCAGAUGCGACAUGGUCUAAAUAGCUAUAGGCAGAAUGAUGGUUUCAGUAGAAAUGGUAACUUUAGAGGGAACGGUAAUUUUUGGAGUAAUCGCACGGAGAGAAACGAGCGCAGGCGGAGUGACAGUUUCAGGCGCAGACCGUCAGAGAGGACGCCCUGAACUUUAAGACAAAAUAGCAAAAUCCGUUGGAGAGAAGGCAAUAUAGGCUGAACGACGACGACAACUUUAACCGUAGUCUGUGGAGCGAUGACAGUGGAGACGGCCGACACGCAGUGAAGAAUUGAGUACUGGAUGUUGAUAAUUUUGUCUUUCAAAAGUCUUUUGUGCUGAUAAUAUAACAUAUUCUGAGUUUUUACAGUC
This is a messenger RNA of Populus nigra (black poplar), 1730 nucleotides long. RefSeq lists its product as uncharacterized. The transcript is spliced from 3 exons. The coding region runs from base 168 to 1529 and encodes 453 amino acids. The record is from RefSeq and is a predicted model, not a curated record. NCBI's taxonomy places the organism in Eukaryota, Viridiplantae, Streptophyta, Magnoliopsida, Malpighiales, Salicaceae.